This is a messenger RNA of Apis florea (little honeybee), 4436 nucleotides long. RefSeq names its product TWiK family of potassium channels protein 18. Lineage: Eukaryota; Metazoa; Arthropoda; Insecta; Hymenoptera; Apidae. Gene Ontology annotation, molecular function: outward rectifier potassium channel activity; potassium ion leak channel activity. The record is from RefSeq and is a predicted model, not a curated record. Gene Ontology annotation, cellular component: plasma membrane. Gene Ontology annotation, biological process: potassium ion transmembrane transport; stabilization of membrane potential.
UCCUUCAUGCGGCGAACGGACCGCACGAGGCCGCGCCGACGCACGAUACCCCAUUUCGACUACGUUUGCGCGUUGUGCACUCUUCUACGGGGUGCGUCCGUGCCGGCGACGCUGUUCAUGGACGGCAGACAGUUUCCACGGCACUCGACGAACGCCGUUCCUCGUUCAGUCGUAGCGAAACAAUUCCAUUCGACCCAUAGAAUCGCGUCGAUAUCGGGUUCGCGAUAAAAUCAACCGAUCGGAUUCAACUGAUCGUCGAAUUUUCCCCGCGAAUACGCGAGAAUAAUUUUUGAUAAAAGCUUCAUCGUGAGAACACGCGACCAUCGUUGGCAAAGGAUGCUGCAAGCAGCGUGCAACAACGUGGCAAGCUUCUGAAACCAGUUUUUUAACGAGGAAAUUACAUUGGAUCUCCUUGGCUCUCCCCGGAUCUCCCCGUCUCUCCCUGGCUCUCCCCACUUGCACGGGCAUACGGAAAUGAUUCUUCAAGAGAUUUCGCAUCUUUUACAGUGUGGCUCGCGUUUACUAACGAGAAAUACAAGUUUGGUGAAGUAGAUGGUUGUUUGGGGAUGGAUCUCCCCGAUUAAAUCGACCGCUUGACGUCGCGAGAUGAGUAACAGAUGACAGGGUCGCGCUCGUGGAUCAAUGUAAACGACAAACAGGCUCCGGGCUCCUCGAUCGCAUCUGAGAGGAGGUGGCGAAGGGCGAAGUCGUCGCGAGGUAGACUGUUGAUCGACCGUGUAUCGAAAAGGACGGGAAAAUCCGAAUAUCGCGAAAAAUAUAGAUGAGAAAUGAAAAAGGGAAAACGAGAGAUGUUUUCGUAUUUAGAGACGGGAUGUUCUGUUCUCUGAGAAGAGAAUUUUUCAAAUAAUCCCGAAUUCUCCGAAGAUAUCCGUCCAAAGACAAAGGGAGGACGGAAGAGACGGAUAAUAAAAAAUCCUGGUUCGACUUUUCGCAAGAUCGCUGACUGGUAAAAAGGAAAACGAAGAAUAAUCUACGGUAACGAUUCGACUCGAGCGAUUCGACGAGCGACUGGGAAAAGUUUGUUCCGCGUCGACGAGCCGAUAUGCCCAGUGAAACGACUGUGGGAAGUUGAAGACUGUCGAGGCGAUCGCUGCCAAGGUUUGCCAGCACACCAAAUGGACGAGGCUCGAGGGAGGAUAGUGGAACGAUAGGAGGCGACCGGUUGCGGCUGCAGCUGCGGCGUCGGUCGCUGCACCUGCAGCUGCAGCUGCGGCGACGACGAGGCUGCCGGUAACGGCGUGUAGACGGUGGCUGAAACGAUGCAGAGCACCGGCGACUACUAUCAGAGGGCGCCGAGAUGCUGUCCAGGAAGGAACGCGAACGCGAAUGCGGACGCGUUGAGGAUCAGCGCUUCCGUGAGGGGAGCGGAAUUGCUGUGUUGUUGCUGCAGUUGCAGCACGGCAACAUCUACCAAGACACCAGGAUUGUUGGCCAGUUUAGGAGUAUGCGUGCUUGUGCUGGGGUACACGCUGCUUGGUGCAUUCGCUUUUAUGGCGCUGGAAGGUGGUCUGAAGUCGGAUGCAGCGAACGACUUACUCGUUUCCACGAGUUCAAAAUCUGAGGGAGGAUCGUACGUGGUACCUAGUCUUGAAGAUGAUGCCGCUAUGGAACUGAGAGCACGUACCGUUGAAAGGCUCUGGAGUAUCACAGAGGACUUGAAUGUACUGUACAAGGAAAACUGGACGAGGCUAGCAGCGAGAGAAGUGUUUGAAUUCCAAGAAAAUCUGGCACGAGGUCUUAGGAGAACUUCUUCGCAAUACGAACCAUCAUCUCGAUCCAGGGACCAUUCCAUAGAUAGGAGACCACAUCGAAGAUGGACCUUCAGUGGUAGUUUGCUGUACUCCUUGACUCUGAUUACCACCAUAGGAUAUGGUAGCGUGGCACCUCGCACAGUCUGGGGUCGUUUGAUCACAAUAGUGUACGCUCUAGCCGGGAUUCCCUUAAUGCUAGUCUAUUUAAGCACGGUUGGUGAUGUCCUCUCAAGGAGCUUCCGCCGUUUGUAUGGCCGAUUGUGUAGACCAAGAAAUUGCAGCAGAAAGCAACAACCACCUCCACCGCCGCCUCCUGUAGGAGGAAUUAUGAGCAAAACUUACAGAUACGAUAACCAUGUCGAUUCAAAAUCUGGAAAUUAUUAUUCGGCUAGUAGAGAGAGCUCCUGCGAUGAUUUAGGAACUAGAGGCACCAGUAGUGCCAUUUUAUUGGAUUGUGGAAGCGAGGGAUUGCUUCAUGCUACUACUAGCUCUACUGCUGCACUUCAGGAUAUGUCAUCGGGAAACAGUAAACGUCAUUUUCAUCCGUGCUCACUGUCCCUAUCGACGAACUCGUCACCAGGCUACGUGGUGGAAACGAAUCCCGUGAGGAUACCGAUUAGUCUUUGCUUGGUGAUUAUGCUGAUCUACAUAUGCGGUGGCGCGCUAAUGUUUAACCGUCUGGAAGGUUGGAGCCUCUUGGAAGGCGGUUACUUCUGCUUCACCAGCCUCGGAACCAUUGGUUUCGGUGACUUAAUGCCCGUUGGACGAAACGCCGCGUCCGCUACUCUGGAGGAGCUCAGCUUGUGCGCCUGCUCACUCUACAUACUCGCCGGGAUGGGCCUGAUCGCCAUGUGCUUCAACCUCGUCCAGGAGGAGGUGGUACGCGUGGUCAGGGUCUUCGGUAGAACCUGCGGCAUGUCGUCGGGGGUGGUGGUCGGACCUAUCGGUGGUACAGGUACCAGUCCUGGGCUCAAGGCCGACUUGGAUGACGGAGGAGGUACCAGUGACUCGCGAUUGUCCGAACAAGAAGAAGAAGCGAUCGCCAUGUCCAUGGUGCCAACAUCCUGACAGCAUCAGGCUAGGAGUCCCGCGGACGGGAAGCUCCUGGCCCACACGUCCAACACUGCCAUAAAACCAUCACCAGGUCAUCAUUCUCUGCCACGAAAGAAAACAUCCGAAUCCAGAAAUUCUUCGACUCAACAGUUUCAACGUGCCCAAUCUUUAAGACGCAGUUGUCUGUCUCCAACACAAUAUCAUCAUCAUCAUCAACAUCGUCAACAAGAAAGUUCCUUACACUUCGAGUACUUUGUGCCUAGAAGCGUGAGUGAGUUCAAUCUGGCAGCAGCGGCGGUUACAGACAUGGCUGUGCCACCACCGCCACCUACUUCAGUUUUACGACCAUCCUCAGCUGUCACGCCACCGGUACCUUCGGCAUCUAAUUCCGCAUCGACGAAUCAGUCUAGAUUAUUGGAAUGUACAGGAACGGCGACAAGAAGCCGCGAGAAGAUGGUCACGUUUGAGGAUGAGGGCGUGAGUUGCGCCACCUCUACACCCACAAGGAAAAAUGUUUCCGGUUUGGAGAAUGUUUUCAUGUGACGCUGCAAUCAUGGAUGAUUUUGUGAAGGAAAAUUUGAAUUUAAGUGGAUGAAAGAAUAUUGGUGGAAUGUUCUGUGUUUUGGCUAUAUCGAAAAAACGAUAAAUAAAGUUUUAACGUAAAAAAUUCAAUGGAAUUAUUUUGGAAAUUAAUUGUAUGGUGAAUGAAUGUUGAUCAACAAUCAAAAAAAAAAAAAAAAUAGAUCGAACAAGAAAAAUUAUGUAGCAAUAUAUUUCUUCUAUAUGACCAAAGAAAUGCAAUUAAAUCAGUAUAAUUAGUACUUUUUCAUUAUAUUAUGAAAAAAAAGAAUAUAAGAUGACUUGUGACGGGUCUCUGAAAAAAUCUUGUAAAGUAUAAGUGAAGUGUUUGUGUAUACAUUUUCAGAUUAAACAAUAAGACACGAACUUCAAACAAAUGAAAGUGUCUAAAACGAAAAUCCAUAAGUGAGAAUUUUUAGAGAAUGGUUCGCCAUAAUGAAAGACAUUAGAUUUCUACCAUUUACAUUAUAACUACUGUUACUAUAAUAAUAUUUAACAUUCUUAUCGCUGCUGAUAUUCUUCUUACCAUUAUCAUUGCUAAGUGACUUGAAACGGACGGAUUUUCUUCGCGAGAGUUGUGUAAAUUAUUGAAAUAUAUUAAAGUACAUCACCUCCUUUUCCUAAAAACAUACUUAUUUUAAUAAUGAGUGAGACAAUCGAAAGUAAAUAAUUAUUCGUAAAAAAAAACUGAAAUAUUUAAUAAAUUUUAAUUACUUACUUUAAUUUUCUAUAAAUUUAUUUUAAUAAAUAUUUAUUAUAUAUUUAAUAUUUAUUUUUUCUUCAUAUAAACAGAAAAAAUAAAUGUUUUAGGAGAAAGAGGUAAUGUAAAAAACGAAAGAAAGAUGCAGCCUUAAAAAACACCUGAUAGGUGAUUCAAUUAAUAUUGUUAUAAAAAGACAGAUAAAUAUAAAAUAUAAAAGAAAGACGUGCACGAUCAUAAAACGGUCUGUUCUAGUAUAACUUUUAAGAAGAGUCAUUUAAGCGAAUGUCGAAUAUUAAUUUUAAUACAAGUUCAAUAAACAAGUUUACGAA